UUCUUCUUUUUGUUAUUUUAACAAAUUGAGCCUUGCUAACACCAGUCCUUACACGACGGGGCGGCGCGCUGGAGCUUCGUUUGAUUGCAGGAAUCUAUCUCAAGCCCAUAACUUGUGCCUCCGCUCGCAUGAUGAAGGGUUAGGGCUUUGAUUUUCACUCCCUUCCAUUCCAAAGCCGUGCAAAAUUAAUUCCAGUCCUGUUAGGGUUAGGGUUUAACGAUUUCAUAGACAUGUAUGCUGAUCGAGUGGAAGCUGCGGCGAAGAGGUCGGUAAAGGAGCGUCUUAAUGGCAAUUCUACCGACGACUUUACUCGCCAGCGUAAAAUUACUGGCAAAAGAGAAUUCUCCUCUUCAUUUUCUUUUUCCCAGUCCUUCCCUUGCUGCUCUCAUUUUGCAGUGGGUACCGUUUGCUUGGAUAUUCUAGCGCUUCAAAUUGUGGAUUUAUUUCAAAGAGGAUGAUUGAGUUUCUCUAGGUGAUAUACCUAGGUGUUUGAGUCCCCCUCCUCCAUUCGUAUGAUCAAUUGCCAUAUUUCCUUGUGAGCAGUCCGGGUGAUGCCAUAGAAUACAGAUGAAGAAUGCUAAAGAGCAGAGGCAAGAUGAUAAGUGGGAACACGAUCUCUAUGACGAGGAUGAACCACAUGUUUCAAAUCGCAAAGUCAGUUCUCAAGAUCUUCGACUGAAGCUUCAAAAGAAGAAUCUCCCACAAGCGUCACAAACCGGAAGGGGUUCAGUUUCAGGUAUGUGGGAUUUACGUGAAAAGCUCUCUGGGACUAUGAAUUCACAACCAGCAAAUGCUGAUCCACCCAAACGAAAAUUGGAGACUGCUAAACCAGCUAUAAGAAGUGUUGCAGUUGACGCACCUGAGCCAGAGAUUAAAAAGGUUUCUAGUGUGGCUCCUAGAAAAAAGUCUCAGCAAAAGGCUGAUACUUCAAUAGAAGGUUUUCUGCAAUCAAUAGGCCUUGAGAAAUACCUCAUUACUUUUCAAGCUGAGGAAGUUGAUAUGACAGCUCUUGUACACAUGAAUGAUGAGGAUCUCAAGGCUAUAGGAAUACCAAUGGGUCCAAGAAAGAAGAUACUUUUAGCAUUGGAAUCUAGGGGUUAAUCUUCAGAAGGGAAGUGCGUAUGGCUAACAUGGGGAAGGGAAGUGCAUACUUGCAUGUAUUAUUGGAUCUUCAGUCCAAUUAGUAGGACUGUUUUGGUUGAUAGAUGCCCGGAUGUAACAUUGUUUCCUGUUGGUUGUUCUUUGGUGUACUGCUGAAAGUGGCCUAAGUGGUUCAUUUCAGAUAUGAAACUGGUUGAAUUUUUUGCUUGAACCAGCCGUAGGAUUUUUCUUCUUUUAGGUCCUCUCUCUCUAUCUUUUUUUUUUUUUUUCCGGUGACUAGUGGUAAGAUCUUUUUAGAUCAAUGAAAUUCUAUGUUCUUUUCUAUCAA
This is a messenger RNA of Hevea brasiliensis (rubber tree), 1429 nucleotides long. RefSeq lists its product as uncharacterized. Lineage: Eukaryota; Viridiplantae; Streptophyta; Magnoliopsida; Malpighiales; Euphorbiaceae. The record is from RefSeq and is a predicted model, not a curated record. The transcript has 7 exons. The coding region runs from base 568 to 1101 and encodes 177 amino acids. Gene Ontology annotation, molecular function: protein binding.